This is a messenger RNA of Brassica napus (rape), 1992 nucleotides long. RefSeq lists its product as uncharacterized. The transcript has 3 exons. NCBI's taxonomy places the organism in Eukaryota, Viridiplantae, Streptophyta, Magnoliopsida, Brassicales, Brassicaceae. Bases 483 to 1394 code for a protein of 303 amino acids. The record is from RefSeq and is a predicted model, not a curated record.
UUUAAUAUUAAUUGGGUCAUGAAAAACAAAAGUUAUCUUGGUAAUACAUUCUCAAAAGAGCAAAAUGCAUUAAAUUACAAUAAAUAAGAGAAUCCACAUAAUAUCAUUUUCUUCACAUGUUUAGCAAAAAAUGUAAAUUAAAAGAUUUAUUUUUUGGCAAAAUAUAUUUUAUUGUUUCAUGAAACUGUCAUUUUGUAAUUUCAUUGACAAGUUAUAAACAAAGUUCAGUUUUAGUUAACAUUCGCUUAACUUUAUUGUUAGUGUAUUGAUUUCAGACGAAGUAACAAUUAUUUACUUUACAGUGUCGGAUUUGGGAAGCAAGAGGAAACGUGUUUUUACUAGUUUUUGCAUGAAUCUUAUAUGUAUUCAAUGUAUUUAAAAUAAUCACCAAACUGGGAAUAUAACAAAAGAAAAUAUAUGUUGGACUUUUAAGGUUUUAAUAUUUCAAGAUUUUUCAGAUUUUGAAAACUCAGAAGAACAAAAUGGAGACUGUAAGGAUGGUGAAGUUACCAUACUUUUUCAUAUUUUGUCUUCUCUUAAUCAUUAUCUGGUUAUUGUCUCAUCAUCCCUCAUGUUCCCCAUAUAUGAGUACCAUUCGAGGAACAGAAUUCUCGCACAUUCCACCUGAAUCUUCAGGCUUAUCGAGUUUACUAAAAGAAGCAGCUACAGAAGAUAAUACUGUGAUUAUUACCAUGGUAGAUCGAGAAUGGGCAAAACCAGCAUCUCUUCUUGAUCUGUUCCUUGAGAGUUUUCGGAUUGGAGAAAGAACCAAACACUUGCUGAAUCAUUUGAUUGUUGUGGCUCUAGAUAAUCAAGCUCUUCGAUAUUGUUGUCGUGCCCAUCCUCGUUGUUAUCUUCAUACAGGUUCUGGAAAGAAAAUUGGAUCUGUAAACCCAGAUGGUCUUAUUGCCGGUUGGAAUAAAAAGGCUUUGGUGAAAGAGAUUCUAGAACUCGGCUAUAACAUGAUAUUUACUGAAGCUGAUGUGAUAUGGCUAAGGAACCCUCUAAUGCACUGUCAUCCACAUAAUUCAGUCUCAGUGGCUUGCGGGUUCUCAUCAAGUGAUGAACAACAUGUUACAGCAGAAAAUACAGGAGGUUUUUUCUAUGCCAAGUCUAAUGAAAUAACCAUAGACAUGUUCAAGAUCUUGAACGUAGAGAGAGUUUUGUAUCCUUCAACUGGAAACCAAUCCUUCUGCGACAUUGUCAAGCGGGAAGAUGUAAUUCGUGGGCUUAACAUGAAAGUAACGUACUUGGAUGACGAUAAUUUUGUGAGGUUUUGUCAACCAAAUAGGCAAAACCAAAGCAAGAUAACUACAGUUCAUGCAAGUUGUUAUGAUGAUACAAAGAGUAAGGUGCAGUACCUUAAGUUGCUUCUCCAAGACCGGAAAAUAUGACUCCACGUUGGAGAAUUCAGAGACAACGAUGAUUAUUUUCUUUAUACUUAUAUCAUUAAUAGAACAAUUUUUUGUGUGAGAUAAGUAUGUGAAUUCAUUACUGGGUAAUGGACAAGGAAAUACAAUAAUUUGGAUCUAAAUCUUGAUAAACAGCAAAAAUUAUAGAUAGGCAGAUAAGGAAUAGGAUUCAAGGAUUCAGAUCCUCCAACCCAACUCUCUCCACUACUAUGAUGCAAGCUUGGUUCCGCUAUGCAUGAUCGGCUUUCCACUCACCAUCUUUUCUCCUACAUCGGAUUCUCCGGACGCUGAAAGACGUCAUCCACCAUCGACGAGUUUGGACUUUUCAGCUCCUCUUGGGCUUUACUAAUGGAAGUUUCCAAAAUAUGAGUUUUUAAACUAUGUGUAUUAAAAAAACUAAAGUCAUCUGGGCUUGUAAACAUUUUAUGUUUUUUUGCUAUUUAAUAUGAAAGCCAAAGUUCAAAAAAAAAAGAAAGAAAAAACAGCAAAAAUUGUACUCCUAAGCCGAAAGUAGUGUUUUUAAAACCGGACUGGAAGCUGAACCGGAUAAUUUUUGGGUCACGGUUCAAUAUGGUUCGAC